AUGACACCUCGCGACGAAAUACUAUCAUGGUACCGCACCGCCGCCCUCAAACUCAUCAACUCACCAUCCCCCACCUCCACAGACGCAGAAUACAUCGCAGUGAACCAGCUCCUCCAACGCCAGGCUACAUCCCUCCUUAGAAUCCACGACGCCAAAGACACAUCCACGCACACCAUCAAUCAAGAUCUUCUGAAACGGAGAUUAGACGACAUCACAUCCAUAUCUACGUCUAAAUUCUACGCCUACCGCUACGACUUGCUCCCCUCUCACUGGCGAGAAAUUCACACAGACGCCCUCAUCCUGACUACAUUCCACGAAAUCCUGACUUCUCUGACAAGCAACACCUGGUUGGAAGAACAUGUACUUGAUCAUAUAGUAGAACUUCUAGACAGAGCGGUCAUCACAGCCGGUGGAGCAGGCAUCCUCGGCACAAAAUGGAUAGAACAAACGCUCCAACUACUCGAGCGUCUCUCCCCCACAGAUGAACCGGAUGAACCACCGGCUAAGAAAGCAAAACUACACACUGAAUUCUCAUCCGAAGAACCAUACGGACGACCCGUCCUAUCCCCCCAACGAAGCUGCCCCAUCCACAAAGCCUGGUCCCUAACCACCUUCGAAAGAUACAUGAACUCUCACCCCCCACGACCCAUCAUCUUCACCGACCUCGUCGCAACCUGGCCCGCAUUGACAGACCACCCCUGGAAAUCACCAGAGUACCUCCUCUCACAAACCUUCAACGGGCGGCGUCUCAUCCCCGUCGAAAUCGGCCGCAGCUACGUCGACCCCAACUGGGGCCAGGAACUCAUCCCCUUCAAAGACUUCCUCUCACGGUACAUAACCCCCUCCAAAACAACAGGCUACCUCGCUCAACACGAUCUGUUCACGCAAAUCCCCUCACUGAGGGGGGACAUUUCCACACCCGAUCUAUGCUGGUCGUCUGUGCCGCUGCAUCCCACUGAUAAGAGCAAGAAUAAAGAGAAGGUAGAUGUGCCGAGGGUGAAUGCGUGGUUUGGACCAGCCCGCACAAUCACGCCUCUUCAUACGGAUGCAUAUCAUAAUUUGUUGGUGCAGGUCGUGGGGACGAAGUAUGUGAGGCUGUACCCUCCAUGGAGUGAUAUGAGGCCGAGAGGAGUGGAGGAUGGUGUCGAUAUGAGUAAUACUAGUGCGUUGGAUGUUGGUGUUUUAGAGGGCUGGGAUGAGGGUGAAGAGGGUAUGAGUGAGGGUGAGAGGGAGAGUUUGAGGGCGGAGUUGGAAGGGGAAGAGUACUGGGAGUGUAUUUUGGGGGAGAGGGAUACGUUGUUGAUUCCGAUGGGGUGGUGGCAUUAUGUGAGGAGUUUGAGCGUGAGUUUUAGUGUGAGUUUUUGGUGGAAUUAA
Pochonia chlamydosporia 170 is the source of this 1374-nucleotide messenger RNA. Its product is annotated as jumonji domain-containing 5. The coding region runs from base 1 to 1374 and encodes 457 amino acids. The record is from RefSeq and is a predicted model, not a curated record. Gene Ontology annotation, molecular function: 2-oxoglutarate-dependent dioxygenase activity. The transcript has a single exon. NCBI's taxonomy places the organism in Eukaryota, Fungi, Ascomycota, Sordariomycetes, Hypocreales, Clavicipitaceae.